Molecule: messenger RNA, 766 nt
Organism: Saccoglossus kowalevskii
Lineage: Eukaryota; Metazoa; Hemichordata; Enteropneusta; Harrimaniidae
Source: RefSeq, a predicted model, not a curated record
AAUUUAGUCACACAAGUAACCUGUGAUUGGUUCAACUAUCUGAGCUAAUACGAGUAUGGCUAGUUACUCUUACAAGGAAAGACAUUUCAACUACGAACGAGGGAUUGCACAUUUGUGCGUUGAGAGGUUCAUGGUCGUCUUAUAUGACGACAUUCUGCCGUUGUACGAAAGACUCAGCCAGGAAUCACGUGAACAGAUCACGUCCCUUACGAUAGAGUUUUUACGAAGUCUACAAUUCGCUCUGGAGAAUCAGAAAAAAGAAGUAUCAGAUAACAGGCUGCUUCACGAUGCUUUACAGAAAUUUGAAUCACAUUUAGACAAUUUGACAGACGAACAGCGAAACUUCCCGAGACAUCCAUAUUUACUGAUGCUAGAGAUGAUCGGUUUGUUACAUGGGUUUUCUGACUGUGAUGAGAUUGUUCUGUCAAGACUACUAUACUAUCACGAGAAACUUAAGCCGUGCGAACCAGGACAGCGUGACAGCAACAAUAUUCUCGAAUCAACCACCAUUUGCCAAGCAAAGAUAGACGUUCAUAAAAUUGUCUCAUGGGGUGGCAGUGUUCCCUGUAAGGGUCUAAAAAAGCCAUAUAUCGAUGCAAUGCUGACACGUGGUGUAUUUCAUCCGGACAUUACAAAGGACAAUAGAGGACGAAGGAUAUCUUAAAGUGAAACUUGAUUCAACUUGGAAAAUUCGUUCUACGGCCUAUCAGUUAAAAUCUGUGUUGGAUAAUACACGACUAAAACAUGGCAAAUUUCCUGGCGUGCU